UACCUGCCAUAUGAGAAGGUGUCCCCUAGCAUGUUACUUGUUAUCCGAUAUAUCUUAGUAGUAAUAAUGUCGGUAGUUAAUUAGAGUUAAUCAGUUAAUGUUUAAUUGAGUUGUAAUUGAUGGUUUAGAUGAGGCCAUCUGGGGUGUUAAUAACCGUUAGAUAUUCGUGGAGAUACCUAGCUAUAUAAGGAAGGUCUGUAAUGAGAAACUCUUAAGAAAUGAAUAAUCAAAAAGAUCGUUUUAACGAUUUAGACUGUGUUCCUUGUGAACCAGAAGGCUUGAUCCGUGAGGAUUGAGAGAUUAUCAGCGUUUAUGAUUCAGUUCUUGUUAUUGUAUAUCUAGGUACAUAACAAUUGAUAUAAGAUUCACUUUACUGGGUUAAAUUUCUCAAUGGCGGAACUUCAACAAACCUCGCAGAGUAUACACCGCAGUUUGGAUCUGAUUUGUAAGUUCCUCAACAUUCCCAACCCUCACCCCAACAACACUGAUGCUUCAAUUGAGUUUUUAGAUUCGGCAGCAAAAAUUGGAUAAUCUACUACACCGAUUAGAGAUUUCAAGGUUGUGGAAUCUGAAGAGGCAAUACCAAUUUCUAUGGGUGUCGAUGAAGAAGCAGAUGAUUUGCUUGAGUUGGAAUCGAUUCCUCCAUUUUUAUUUGUCGAUAAUGAAGAAUUUGACUCUUUAGAGGAUUUGAUUCCUCCAUUUUUAUUCGAUGAAGCAAAUGAAGAUUCAACCACUGCUGUAAUCUACUCAAUUGCAACCAGAUCUGCGAGUUUUCAAUUCAAUAAAAUCGUCAAAGCUGAAGGGAAAUAUUUUGAAAGUAAGAAUCAGAUGAAAUUGGGGUAUGAAUCAGUUUUGAAGAAUAUCAAUUCAAUUCUUCUCUCAUGUGCUAAUUCAGUUGAAAUUCAUGGCGAGAAGAAGAUUUUUAUUCAAAUAGCUUAUAACAGUGGAAUUGUGUUAGGCAUGUUGGUCAGUGUAAUUGGUAUGGACACUUCUAAGGUUACAAGAAUUUAUUAUUCCUAGGAUACUUAUACGGUUGGUUCUGUUCAACUGCUUAGGGAAGUUUUUUCUUCAGCACUGAGAAGUUGUAUCAACUCUGGUUUCUAUGUACAAAUGAUGAAAAUGGUUUUGCUCAACUGUAUGGACUAGUACAUCUAGCACUAGAAGAUCAUGAAUCUCUUUCACAGGCGAUAGAAAUUCGUGUCUCAAUUGCUGCAGAUAACUCUCAAAUUGCAUUAAUGUUGCUGGUCUCUUCCUAUAUGCUCAAAGUUGUAAGUUCAGCAGAUGAACUUGUUCGAUCCAAUUUUUAUACUUCUACAUUGCUGCAUCCGCUUUCAAGAAGUUUUUUUAGCUUCUCCAGACUUUCUCAAAUUAUUAAGUACAAGGAUACGACGAGUUACCAAGUCGUAGUUCUUAUCAAGUCUGCUCAUCGGAUAUAUGAUAGAGGAAAGAUGUUCAUUAGUCAUGGUUGUUUCUCUUUCUCUGCUACUAGUGAAUAUUGUGUGGUUGCAAUUACUUCUGGAGUCACGGUGUUCCUUAUAUCGACAUGGAUGGCUGAAUACGGGUAUGGACAGAUAAUGACAUUACAGUUGCUGCUUACAGGGAUUCACAUUCCAUUAGUGUUUGUGGUAUCCUUACAGUGGGAACUAAAUUUGUUUCUUAUGGCCUUCUGGAGUGAAAGGAUUGUCAGAAGAUUGUGUCCCCAUUCUCAGAUGUUUGUUCGAGUUUACUUUUCUCUUACCAGGCUUGUGAGCUCAUAUUGUACCUCAGCUGGCAAUGUCUUUUUACAAAUGCUUAAAGCUGAAGGUGUCCAGGUAUUUCUGAUAUUUAUCGUAAGCAUUGAACCUUGCUACUUACACUAUGAUCAACAUGACUUAUAUGUCCGUAUUCAACUAUGGAGUUUGAAUGGUGGUAAUUGUUUUUCAAUCUACUUUGUUUACACUUGUUACUUACUUAUUUGAUCGUGGGAAAGGGUUUGGUGGAUAUAUUAUGGAUCCUAACAGUGGGACAUUUAUCUAUGAGUUUGUUUUGGAUCAUGGGUACCAACUGGAUUUGUUAUUUCCAGCCGUCAUUCUGUUUUUAUUUGUGUGGUUGUCUGUGGAAGCUGAGAAUAGUAUUGGUAGUCGUAAGCUGUAUGAGAGACAUAUUCUUGUGCUUCAGAUUCUUUAUAAACAACGUGAAAUCCUCUUGGCGGUCCUUCCAGCUUCUAUCUCCAAUAUGAGCAGUCAUUUUUAUCUCCACACUACGGGGGCCAACUUUCAAUUCGCGUCACUGAGGGUAUUUCCUUUGAGAUGGAAGUUUGCAGCAGAUAAUGAUGCUCAGCCCAAUGAUAUAUUGAAGCGCUUACAGUCAGGGAUUGUAUUGGUAGUCAAUUUCUGGGAGCUAGAAUAAUGAAGGGGCACCUAGCAUUUCUCCUUAUAUCCAAGGGUAGGUUUGAGUUUGCAAGGGUGUGGCAUGACAAGGAAGGAAGAAUUUUUCUUCUGUUUUGGUUCACAAGGGAGUCACACUUCUUAUACAGCAGAACUUCCAUACAAGAACUGUUAUCUACCAAGGGAGGUACAACAUAUCGGGCAUCACUACAACCUGGACUGUAAGAAGUUCUCCACACCAAUUGAGAUGAUAAGUACCUUAGCCUCCAUCUUGUUCCUCGCUGACAUAUUUACAAGUGAAGCUGCUACUAAAGUCUGCUCAGCUUCACAUGUACCUGCCAUAUGAGAAGGUGUCCUGCGACUAAGUUCUUCAUCCUUGAGGACAAGGAUGUUUUCAAGGAGUGGGGAAUGUCAUGUACCUGCCAUAUGAGAAGGUGUCCCCUAGCAUGUUACUUGUUAUCCGAUAUAUCUUAGUAGUAAUAAUGUCGGUAGUUAAUUAGAGUUAAUCAGUUAAUGUUUAAUUGAGUUGUAAUUGAUGGUUUAGAUGAGGCCAUCCGGGGUGUUAAUAACCGUUAGAUAUUCGUGGAGAUACCUAGCUAUAUAAGGCAGGUCUGUGAUGAGAAACUAUUAAGAAAUGAAUAAUCAAAAAGAUUGUUUUGACGA
Molecule: messenger RNA, 3029 nt
Organism: Papaver somniferum (opium poppy)
Lineage: Eukaryota; Viridiplantae; Streptophyta; Magnoliopsida; Ranunculales; Papaveraceae
Exons: 2
Coding region: 592-1020 (142 amino acids)
Source: RefSeq, a predicted model, not a curated record